GCUCUUUCCGGACGAAGCCGCGAUCGCAGCCGAUUCCCCGCUCUGCGCUCGCGACUCUGGCACAACACUCAUUUAGCGUUGUUUUGGUCCUGACCUAUCCUACUUACAAGCGCAUUUCUCUCAAACAAGAAAAUGGAAACCGCCAAUCAGAUUGUGUCGCUCGGGACAUUCCAAGUUCUUAAAUUACCUUUGGGAUUUAUCCGCGUUCUGGAAUGGCUUUUUGCCAUCUUUGCAUUUGCAACAUGUGGAGGCUACUCUGGGCAACUGCGGGUUAGUGUGGACUGCAUCAACAAGUCCGACAGCAACCUCAGUAUUGGCAUCAACUUUGCUUACCCAUUCAGGUUAAACCGGGUGGAGUUUGACGUGCCUAUGUGUGAGGGAAGGAGACAAGAGAGGCUUUACCUGAUCGGAGACUUUUCCUCCUCCGCUGAGUUCUUCGUCACCAUUGCUGUCUUUUCCUUUCUGUACUCCCUGCUGGCAACUGUGGUCUACAUCUUUUUCCAGAACAAGUACCGUGAAAACAACCGUGGACCUCUCAUUGACUUCAUAGUGACGGUGGUAUUCUCAUUUAUGUGGCUAGUAAGUUCAUCUGCCUGGGCAAAAGGUCUUUCAGAUGUAAAGGCAGCGACUGAUCCAGAUGAGGUGGUUCUGCUCAUGUCUGCAUGUAAGGUGCAGACUAACAAGUGCAGCACACUGUAUGGACCCAGAUGGUCUGGCCUGAACACUUCUGUGGUAUUUGGUUAUUUGAACUUCGUGCUGUGGGCUGGGAACAUCUGGUUUGUGUUUAAAGAGACAGGAUGGCACAAGGGAGGUGCGGCAAGGUACCCUGCCUCGUCUUCAGAAAAACAAACCACAGCCUUCAACCAGCAGGUCUACAACCAGGGAAGCUUUGAUCAGUCAGGAGGUACUUUUACUGGAACGGGGGACUUCGCCCAGUCAGAGUACAGCCAGGUGGGAAAUUAUGGUGGGCCCAUCUCCUACACCAAUCAGUAACGCCCUCUGCCUCUUUGUAAUCCCCCAAUACAGGGGAGCCAUUUCUAAGGGCAAAGUUCAACACUGAGCACAAGAGAAGAAAGAAAAGAUUAGUUAACCCAUAGAUUAAAAUGCAUCCUUUAUUUCUGAUUAUAUAAACAAAUAAAGGCUUAUAAGGUUGAGAAUACUAAUACGUUUUUAAAAUAAAUAACAGGGAUCCUCAGAUGUAUUGUAUGGUUUUUGGAUUUUACCUGUCCGUAAAUGUUACUGAAAUAUCACUGUUUACUGAACAAAGGUCAUUGCAUCCAAAUGUGAAACUCAGUGCAAUAGUUCUUGCAGGGAAAUCUGCAAAUCCAUUGUUUUUAAUGGAGAUGAUGCAUAUGAAGGACGUUUACAAAAGUGAUAUUAUAUCACUAUGACCAAAAGUUUUUAGAAACUGUCCAUCUGUAAUCUAAAUAGCAUUUCUCCUUCAUUUAUAUCAGACUCUUUCCACAACCUUGAAACAAUUCCUAUUUGUCAAAUGCUCCAUCUGAGUUUUUUCGAGUGUGUAGGCGGCCAUAAAGUCAACAUCAAUUGAUUUUCACUUCCGUAAUGUCACAUUUUCGGAGCCGUAACGAAUAUUAAGUUGCUAAAACAAGAGCUGUUCAGUCAUUGGUUAACACUAUCCACUAUUCAUUGCUAAGGGAAAGUCGAUUCAGAGGCAGAACAAAUGAUGUUUUCAUUACAGGUUACAAAGAAAACUUUAAAUAACACUCACAAUCAUCUGCGGUAAGAGCAUGAAUGUGCAUUAAGAAAGUUUCAUGUUUUUUUUGCUUUUUUUUACAUUUAAAGAAACAGGUAACCCAAAAAUGUUACCCAAAGUUUUCCAGAAAAUGCACUCAUUUUCAGACAAUCUAAGAUGCAGAUUUUGUUACUGGAACAGAUUUAGGGAAAUGUAGUAUCAUUUAGCUUUGAAUGGGUGCUGUCACUAUAAUAGUUCAAACAGCUGACAGAAACAGAAGUAAUCCACGUGACUCCAGUCCAUCAAUUAACACUUUGUGAAUGUAUUUCUGUAGUGAAAUUAAUCAUCUAGUCUGAAUCAGGAGAGAAAUAUCCACUGAUGUUUUUGUUGCCGAUAUGGAAAAACAUAAAGGCUAUCAGUUAAAUAUGCGCAGUUUCGCACAUACGAUAAGAUUGGUGCACAUUUUCUUUAAGCUGUCUAACCUUUAAAUUCACAAUGAUUACGUUUUGGCGAAUGUUGUAAUAGAAUCAGUAAACAUAUUGAUGGUCACAGCUGUAACUGCUGGGAUGAUGGUGAAUUUAGAAUUUACGUACAAUAAAGCAACAUAAUGUGAAGUAUUAUUGAUGGCUGUAUUUUUUUUUCAUACAAAUAAUAGUUGUUUUACCAUUAAGGGUUUUUAUAGUAACCCUAAAAUGUGAUUAAAUCAUUUUUCAAAUAGCUCUGCUGAGACGUAUAACAUUUCUUGUGACUGCAGAAAUAUGUUAAUUUUGUACAUAUUAUUAUUGAUUACUAUGACAUAUUAUUUGCAUCAUCUGAAGACAAUGGGGAUUAAAUGGGUCAGUGAUGGGUUUGUUUCUCACAGUCAUGUUCAUUAAUGGACUGGAGUUAUGUGGAUAAGUUGUAAAUAAUUUUGAUGUUGGUAUGAGCUGUUUGUAUUCUCAUUCCGACGGCACCCAUUCACUGAAGAGGAUCCAUUGGUGAGCAAGUGAUGUAAUGCUAAAUAUUUCUUCCGAUCAAGAAACAAACUCAUCUACAUCUUGGAUUGCCUGCGGGUGAGUACAUUUUGUUUCACUUUUGGCUGAACUGUUGUACCUAGUGUACCUGUCCUGGUGGUGAUCACCUAGAGUAGGUGAUGCAGGUGUUUGUAAUUUAUAGUAUAUAACAGAGAUUCAUUUGUCGGUAUAGAUGUUAGAUUACUGUUUGUCUGGUUUCUGGAUUUCUUAUCUCCAGAAUAAUGUCAUGCCAGUGCUUGUUGGUUUGGUGUUUGCACUAUUGUGUUUCCACAUUUAUAUGACUCUAUAAUGUUUGCACUGUAUCGAUGAACUGCAUGAAGUUGUGCCAUAAUAACCUUUUUCAGUUCAGUUUCAGUUUGUAUACCAUUCCUCUCCUAACUAACAUGGCCAUAUUAUCCGUUCUGUGACUUUUAUUAUGAUCACAAGGUGAUUGAAAUACAAUCAGUACUUAAUUUUCUUAAUUUCGCGUGUAUUUUAUUAUUCUUUACUUGCAUGAGGCUUUAUUAACAACAAAGACAAUUCUAUCUUUGAGCGAGACAAAAAAUGAGUAAAUAAAUAAACAUUCCAGUACAUGUUAAAGUUCUUGUUCUGGUUGCUGUUGCAUUUCAAUGUGAAUGAGUUUCUGUCUUGAUAUUUGAUAUUUGAUCAGUGGGUGUGAAUGCAUUUUGUGCAAAGCCAAUAAAGAUAUUGUACCUUCCUCUAGA
Messenger RNA from Puntigrus tetrazona (Sumatra barb), 3410 nucleotides. RefSeq names its product synaptoporin a (gene synpra). The transcript has 6 exons. The coding region runs from base 133 to 993 and encodes 286 amino acids. NCBI's taxonomy places the organism in Eukaryota, Metazoa, Chordata, Actinopteri, Cypriniformes, Cyprinidae. The record is from RefSeq and is a predicted model, not a curated record. Gene Ontology annotation, cellular component: synaptic vesicle; synaptic vesicle membrane.